Messenger RNA from Sinocyclocheilus rhinocerous, 3097 nucleotides. RefSeq names its product stromal membrane-associated protein 2-like. Bases 508 to 1671 code for a protein of 387 amino acids. The record is from RefSeq and is a predicted model, not a curated record. Gene Ontology annotation, molecular function: GTPase activator activity. NCBI's taxonomy places the organism in Eukaryota, Metazoa, Chordata, Actinopteri, Cypriniformes, Cyprinidae. The transcript is spliced from 9 exons. Gene Ontology annotation, cellular component: cytoplasm.
CGCAUGAUUGAACAGCGAACAUCACGACCGCAAUUGUCUAUCUGAUGCUGGAUUAGUUGUGCGGUCUUUUAGACACAGAAUGUUUUAAACAACACAUGUCUGAAGACCAGAAGAAGGCGCAACAGAGGCAGUGCGGUGACUAUAAGCGCAGCUGAGAAGAGUAAUACUGAAGUGUAUAAUAAUGCUUGAACGUGCUUGAUGUGUUUCUGAUACUGCGGGUGGAAAGUUGGGUGUCAAUGACCAGCGAAUGUACAGCGAGGAAUAUGGUGUUGUUUUUAUAUGAGCCGUGGUUCAAUGCUUUUUCGUCUUCCUGGUAAGAUUAGCGGAAGCCAGCAGUACAAUAGUCUUUUUUUUCUCUUCGUCUGCAGCGGCAGUCGGUUUUGUGACAGUCAGCGAUCCGCUUCCCGGUGUGUUUCACUAACGCAAAAAACAUCUGAACAUCUUCUGAGCGGCGUUGGACUAUUUAUUUACGGAGCAGGUAGAUCAGUGAGAGACUGAUUUCUAAAGAUGACGGGUAAAUCAGUCAAAGACAUUGACCGCUAUCAGGCUGUUCUCACAUCUCUUCUGGCGUUAGAGGAAAACAAGUUUUGCGCUGAUUGUCACGCCAAAGGUCCCAGAUGGGCAUCCUGGAAUCUUGGAAUCUUCAUUUGUAUCCGCUGUGCGGGAAUCCAUCGGAAUCUUGGCGUGCACAUAUCACGAGUUAAAUCCAUAAACCUGGACCAGUGGACUCAUGAGCAGAUACAGUCUGUUCAGGAGAUGGGGAAUGCCAAAGCUCGGCGACUAUAUGAGGCCUUUUUACCAGAGUGCUUCCAGCGCCCAGAGACAGACCAAGCUUCUGAGAUUUUUAUCCGUGACAAAUAUGAUAAGAAGAAAUAUAUGGAUAAAUGCAUUGACAUCCAGUCCUUCAGGAAAAAAGACGAGUCACAACAAUUCAAAACCAGUCCAAAGCAGUCACAGUCUGUUAAUGACUUACUAGGACUAGAUGCCCCUGCUCCUCAAGCUCCCGUGUCCAAUGGCAAACCAAGCACUGAACUCAGUCCUGCCCUCGACCUCUUCAGCUCUCUGCCUGCCACCGUCAGCAGCUCAAACUCCUCCAGGAGCACGCCUAGCUCAGGGUCCAUGCCCACUGGACGGGUAGCAGCAUCAAUGCCCGAAAACCUCAGCCUGUUCCUGGAUCCCCCCUCCAAAAGUGAGGACAGCGGGAAAAAGCUGUCUAAGGACUCAAUCUUGUCCCUGUACGGCAGUACAGCACCACAAACAAACAUGGCUGCUCAUGCUGGCAUGUAUAUGGGAGCAACCCAGAUGGGAUAUGUCCCUGCUGCAGGGUACGGCCAAUACCAGGCCCUGGGUGCCCAGCAGGGCAUGAUGGGGCCUAUGAUGGCACCACAGAUGAACAUAUUGGGACAUACUGCUCCUCCGUACAUGGCAGGGGUGCAGGGGCGCGUAAUGGGAAUGCAGAAUGGGAUGAUGGGAAACAUGGCAGCAGUUCCUCAGCAGGCAUAUGGAGCUCAGCAGGCCCAACAGCUGCAGUGGAACAUCAGCCAGAUGACUCAACACAUGGCAGGAAUGAAUUUCUAUGGUGCCAAUAACAUGAUGGGAUACGGGCAGCCCAUGGGCGGGGCGGCUGCUCCCGGUUCAAAUCCAAUGCUCGGGUCACACGUGUGGAAGUGAUGGUGUCAUAGAGAGAGAGUGGGACCGCGUGUCUGAAUUGGUUGGGCUUGGUUGGCGCCACGACUGACUGACAGCAGAAGGGGAACAGAUUUUAGGAGCAAACACUUUGUAGAGUCGAGUAGAUGAUCGCAACCGAAGCAAAGCCUCUACCUCCCUCAUUCUCAGAGACAGAUUCUCAUGCUUGCCUUCAAACAGUCACAUACUCAGAGAGAGAAUAGAAGUGUGCGUAUGCACUUCUCAGCUGAAUGUUACACGUUUCACAGCUUUGAUGUUCCCAAAUGAUGCUAAUUUGCUACAUCUGCUUGAAGAUUUGGUUUUCUGUUCUCUCUUUGAUCAGUGUUAAGAUCCGAUUACAUUUACCGUUUUUGGGUGAAUUUUUAUGGGCAAAAUCCGGUUAGGAAUCCACACAAUCUUGAAUUUUGCGUGAGGGCGAAUGAUUUUGCUUGUGAAUUUGCCACGUAGACCAACAGAAACCCGCUUGGUAUGAAAGUGACUUUUGUGUGAGCUGUGCUUCAUGCUUCACUGUUGACAAUAUACAAUUAACCUUUUUGGUCCACAGUGUUUCGCCAAAAUUAUGCUAAUGCGACAGCAUCUUUAGUUUCAGUUAACAAAGCUUGCUUCAUAUCAGAAACAAUUUAUCAUAUAGAUAUGUAUGUAACAAAGUCUAUACAGUAUAUCUCAUCAUAAGCAUGUUUGCACUGCAGUCAUAAAUGAACAAUUGAAGCCAUUUUAAAUUACCAUUUUUGUUAAUAAGGAUCUUAAACUUUGAUACUGCUGAGGAAAAUGUCCAUUUUGUGUCUCUGCUAUCAGGUUCUGCAGUGAUACUCUUGUAUUGUCGUCUUUCUAACGCACAGGGUACAAGUAAGCCACUUUGACUUUGCUUUCUGUCACACUCGCUCUCAACUCAGGAGAAAUAAAGACUUGGGAUGAUAAGGGUUCUCACAUCCAUCUCAUAGCAGGACAUUUACAUUCAGCCAAAGAUUUAACGCUCAGCAGUCGGCAUAGGUCUUUGGAAUGAUACGUUCUAGUUGGAUCCAUGCUGCUGUUUGUCGUUUCAGAGCACUGCGGUUUGACCUCAAGAGUGUAAUAGCACCAUUGAUUGUAUUGUGCACUGCUUUUCUCCUCAUUACUGAGUGCAGGGUCACUACUGGCGAAGAGAACAAAAUUUUGGGACACUGAGGCUACAGUUUGGACUGAGACCGAAUGAAUGUUUCACUCUGACUGCUGCCUGGAGAGCAGAAUUUGCCAUGGCCACUGUGUGAAGUUCGUUCAAAGCAGUCAGCUUGGGGUUUUAUUGACUUUGCUCGUUUGUUUGAGCCUAACGUCUACUUCUAGUGUAACCAAAUGCAAUGAGGUUCACUCUUGAUCUUAUUUUAAACCAGAGCAUGUGAAAUGAAGAGGCUAGGACCCCAUUAAAACAUGCUGG